UCAUGUUUUAUUCAUUUUUUUUAAAGCAAUUAUGUAGUGAUUAUACAAUUCAUAGUUGCAUAUAUUUUUUUUCUUUCGGCUGAUCGCGGCCACCACAUUUGGGUCAAGGACCGAAAUAUCAGAAGAACAAUUUCAUGGAGCAAAACUGGCACCCUUAUGUAUAGAAGGAAGUGUGGCAUUAAUUAUUAUUUUUGUACUUUGUGAUAAUACUUUAACCAGCAAAUUUAUUAUUUUGCAUUGAAUUAUUGUGGAUGAAUGGUUUUUGUGUACGGGCUUUGAUCAUCGAGCGGCGUAGGUUGUGAAUUAGUUGAUAAAUAAUAGCAAACUUCUUGUGACUGAGGUUCUCAUAUGUUCUUCAUUCUAUAGCAUGCAUGUCCCUAAAACCUCAGGGACUUUGGAUCAGACCUAUAUUAUUCAUGGCACUGCUCUGAGCAUAUAGCUUGGUAGAGAUAUCAGGCAAACUCAUGUUUGCGGGGGAAAAUUCAAGAGAGGCAGAUUCAAUCACAGGCGGGAUCGAGGAGGUUGAAGAAGAAUCCAUUUUCUGCAACCUUAGUGGCAGUCUGAUGCCAUGUAAAGAAGCGGCCUAAUCUAAUGCAGGGCCUUUGUAUUUGCUUAUAUAGAAAAUACAAUGUGACAUUUUACAGCUAAGAUGACAACGAGACAUAGCUAUACAUGGAAGUAAAACUAUACAUGGAAGUAAAAACAGCUGGUGCUAACGGUUAUUACAGAAUAUGCGGGACUCUCAAAGAGGAGGAAAUCUCGGCAAUAACAGUGAUGAUAAUCUUUACAAGUCUGACAGGUGGUGAAAUGGAGUCAUCUAGGCAUACUUCUGUAUUCAACUAUAAAGAAGGUCUACUUGCAUCAAGCAGCACUGAAGGACGUGAUGAUGGAAGGAGUAGAUCCAUGUGUUUCAUCUUGGUGAGUAAAAAUAUCAAGAAGUCCUGGAAUGAUUUACAAGAACUUGCUGGGAGAGCAUGGGAAAUGGGUCACUCUGACCCUCGGAAAGUCAUAUUUGCAACCAAAAUGGGGCUGGCGUUGUCAAUUGUGUCCUUUCUCAUAUUCUGGAAACAAUCAUAUCACGACAUCAGUCAGUACUCAAUCUGGGCAAUCCUCACUGUCAUUGUGAUGUUUGAAUACACUAUAGGAGCAACCUUUAUCAAGGGUUUCAAUCGCGGUUUGGGAACAUUUUGUGCAGGAAUUCUUGCUUUCUUCUUUUCUGAGCUAACUUUGUUGGCUGGCCAAUGGGAGGAAGUUGUAAUUGUUAUAAGCAUUUUUAUAACAGGAUUCUUUGCCUCUUAUCUGAAGCUGUAUCCCUCAAUGAAGCCCUACGAAUAUGGAUUUCGAGUAUUCAUAUUGACUUAUUGUAUCCUUAUGGUUGCUGGGAAUAGGACUAGAGGAUAUCUUGAGGCAAUUGUAACUCGACUAGUCCUUAUUGCAGUGGGAGCAGGCGUAUGUUUAGUUAUAAAUAUUUUCAUUUACCCCAUUUGGUCGGGCGAGGAUCUGCACCACUUGGUGGUGAAAAACUUCAAGGGUUUAGCUGCUUCCUUAGAAGCAUGUGUCAAUGGAUAUCUGAAGGGCAUUGAAUAUGAAACUGUCCCCUCAACAUUACUUACAUGCCAAGCUGCAGAUGAUCCACUGUACAGCGGUUACCGAUCAGUGGUAGACUCUGCACGCCAAGAGGACACUCUGUUAGGCUUUGCAGUCUGGGAACCACCUCACGGGCGCUAUAAAAUGUUCAAUUAUCCAUGGAAAAACUAUGUCAAAGUAAGUGGCGCAUUGAGGCAUUGUGCGUUCACGGUCAUGGCACUGCAUGGAUGUAUUCUAUCAGAAAUACAGGCCCCAGCAGAGAGGAGACAAGUCUUUCGCAACGAGCUUCAGAUGGUUGGAGCAGCAGGUGCUAAAGUUUUACUUGAGCUUGGAAGGAAAGUAGAAAGAAUGGAAAAAUUAGGCCCUGGAGACGUACUUAGAGAGGUUCAUGAGGCUGCAGAGCAACUACAGAAGAAGAUAGACAAAAGAUCAUAUAUCCUGGUCAAUUCAGAGAGCUGGGAAAUUGGAAGACGGCCCAAGACGAUAGAAUGCCUCGAAGAUCUUUUGGAUAAAGAUAAGGAAAGUGUGCAAUUGGGGUUCAAGUCCUUAAGUGAAUCUGUACUUGAUCUGAGCUCACUUCCAGUGGAGACUCCUUUAAAAAAUGGUGGUUCAAAGGAUAUAUUCAGAAAGCAAAUAGCUUGGCCAUUGCGUCACCCAUUCAAUGGCGAUGCAGUUGCAGAGGAAGAUGAAUACAAUACAUAUGAAAGUGCAAGCGCCAUGUCUUUAGGGACAUUUGUUUCACUUGUGAUUGAAUUUGUUGCAAGGCUUCAAAAUGUGGUUGACACAUUUGAAGAACUCAGCGAGAAAGCAGAUUUUGAGGAGCCUUUUGUCAAUGUGCCCACGACAAAGAGGGUUGGAUUUUGGAUCAGACUAUUCAGGUGUUACAGUUUCAAAUACUGAGAUGCGAGUUUUGCAAAUUCAUGCUUUUGGUUUUCUAAAAGAGUGAAAAUAACAAAAUAAUUUCAGGGAAUAUUUCAGCGGUGUAGCCCCCCCAUCGAUGCAGGAGUUAAAAAAGGCUUUGUGGAGCAUUCCUGCUGACAAUAGCCCUGAAUCAAAUGGAUUGUGUUCCAGUUUCUUCAUGAACUGAUGGGACUUGGUUGCUAAAGAUCUGUUAAUGGCAGCCCUUGAUUUCUUGAGUGCUCAAGUUCUACUUCUUUUUUAAUACCCAAAGAGGAUAAGCCUUCUGGUUCUGCCAAGUACAAACCAGUAAGCCUUAGUUCUAUGGUCUACAAAAUCUUUGCUUAAAUCAUGGGUUAACAGAUUGUCA
Molecule: messenger RNA, 2854 nt
Organism: Carya illinoinensis
Lineage: Eukaryota; Viridiplantae; Streptophyta; Magnoliopsida; Fagales; Juglandaceae
Product: aluminum-activated malate transporter 4-like
Exons: 7
Coding region: 673-2487 (604 amino acids)
Biological process (GO): malate transport
Cellular component (GO): plant-type vacuole membrane
Source: RefSeq, a predicted model, not a curated record